AUGGCCGCGCCACACGAAGACGAUGUCUUCGAGAGGCUGAAGAAUAAGACAGAUCAGGCCGAGUGGCAGCGCAAACAAGAUGAGCUCAACACGCGCCUGUACGCUCAGCAGCACAAGUCGCAGGAGAGGCUUGGAGAGCUGGUAGGCGAACAAUUGGGUACAGAAGAGCUGGUUUUGAUGUCCAACAGAUCGAAGACAACACCUCGCUUCCCAAGUUUCCUCGAGCGAGUCGUCAACCCUAUUCUGAGCGCGAACCGUGCCGAGCCUUACACGCUUGAAGAGGCACUCAAGGAAGUGGGCGAGGCGACAGAAAAGCUGAACCGCUUUGGUAUCUUCAAGUCGCCCAUCUCAGUCUACCUCGACCGCCCGAACCAGUCCAUUGCAUCAUCUUCUCCCAGCGAUGUCGAUGUGUACAUCACAGCAUACGAGCGCGGCAACUACACCAUCAAGACCGGAACUGAGGCCGGUGCAUCUGAAGCAGACGCCUAUGUACACGCUGAGCUUCGGAACUUGCUCGGUGGGGCGGAGACACUCAACGCACAUGGAUCGCUCGGAACGCGGACGCGGUCGGCUUACUCGCUCGCCUUUGACAGCCCGAUCCUGAGCAACCCGGAUCUCAAGUUCCAGGUCAACGGUUUUGCAAGUUCGACGCUGAAGAGCUGGGCAAGCCACGAGGAAGUGCUAAGAGGUGGAACCUCGAAACUGCUGUGGAGAUCAAAGACUGGACAUCAGCAUGAGCUCGGCUACUCGGGCGUCUGGCGACAGGUGACCAGUCUGGCGGAGAACGCAUCGCCUACUGUACGAGCAGACGCCGGCGACUCGUUCAAGUCCAGCAUCACGCACGCAUGGACAAACGACAAACGCGACUAUCCCCUCCUGCCUAGCAGCGGUUACCUCAUGAAGACCGUCUCGGAACUCGCUGGUUUCGGCGGCUUGAGCGGCGACGUAGCAUUCUUCAAAUCAGAAGCAGAGUCCCAAGUCGCCCUCCCAUUCGGCAACACGGGCAUCACUCUGACCGCUGGACUACGCGGAGGUCUGAUCUACCCGCUCGCUCUCCCCGGUCAGAACCAACCCCAAGGCUCCCGCAUCAACGACCGCUUCAUCCUCGGCGGCCCCAACAACGUCCGUGGCUUCCGCCUCGCUGGCCUCGGUCCGCACGACGGCUCGGAUGCCGUAGGCGGUGACGUCUACGCUGCGGGCGGUGCAUCUCUACUCCUCCCCGUUCCCCGCGUUGGCAAAGACACACCCCUCCGUCUCCAGGCCUUCAUCAACGGCGGUCGUCUCCUCUCGCUCAAGGGCCAGAAAGGACAACAGACCAGCCUCUCCCAAACUUUCGCCAGUUUAACAGAUGAGCUGCCCAGCGUCGCAGCGGGCAUCGGCCUCGUGUACGCGCACCCAAUCGCGCGCUUCGAAAUCAACUUCAGCCUCCCACUCGUCGUGCGGGCCAGGGAGGAAAGCCGCAAGGGCCUGAGUUUCGGCGUGGGAAUUGAGUUUUUGUAA
Molecule: messenger RNA, 1500 nt
Organism: Parastagonospora nodorum SN15
Lineage: Eukaryota; Fungi; Ascomycota; Dothideomycetes; Pleosporales; Phaeosphaeriaceae
Exons: 4
Coding region: 1-1500 (499 amino acids)
Biological process (GO): protein insertion into mitochondrial outer membrane
Cellular component (GO): SAM complex; outer membrane
Source: RefSeq, a predicted model, not a curated record